Messenger RNA from Anopheles gambiae (African malaria mosquito), 7627 nucleotides. It is a transcript of the gene pxb, whose product is annotated as probable WRKY transcription factor protein 1. Bases 1398 to 3827 code for a protein of 809 amino acids. The transcript is spliced from 7 exons. The record is from RefSeq and is a predicted model, not a curated record. NCBI's taxonomy places the organism in Eukaryota, Metazoa, Arthropoda, Insecta, Diptera, Culicidae.
CGGUGUUCAUCCCGGCAGCAUUUGUCGUCUAGCGGUCGAACGGGAAGGGUGUGCUACGUGCGUUCCCGGGCGAGUUUUUCGGAAGGCAAGCAAGCGGUCUCUCGUGCGUGUACACACUGGAGAGUUUUAUGCGCAUCCUUCAGUUGGAGCGGUACGGUUCGAUAGUGCGUGUUGUAUGAAAAAGUGCACAUUAUACUGAGGAGAAGAACCAUACAGUUUUUCCUCUACUCUACUACUUUCUACUACUAGAUUUUUUAUAGUUUUGCACUGGUUCUGUUCUAUGUACACCCUUUCGCUAAUCAGUGUUCUACAACAGUUGGUGUCAUUUACGUGUACAAAAAAAAAAUAAUAAUAAUAAAGUGUUGAAGUAAGCGUACAAAACCAAGCGAUUUGUUUUUUGAGGCCCAAAACAACGCUCCAGCAACAAGCGUUAGUGAUUGAAAUCCACUUUCAUGUGUUCCAAAAAGCAACAGUGUAAAUUCACAGUGACAGGAGCGAAAAACGAGUGUGUGCGUGUGACAGCAUAAUUACAGUGGCUGCUGAGCUUCUGCUUGCUAUCGAUUCACCGGUAAAGCCCAAACAGCAGUAGCCAACAAUCACAUCAACGUGUGGUUAACGUCGAAGCGACCCGAGUUGUGGGUUUCGCCAAUUUUAUCUACACUAAAAAUACAUCGAUAACAUUAGGAGACAAACAAAACUGAGCACCGCGGCUAGGAAAAAGGUCCGGAGUUGGUCGAAACAAAACCCGAACCUCAACGACGAAGCCGGAAUGAAGUGAAGCUCUGGCUGCCUGCGCGUGGAGUAAGAAGAUUGCUGAUUAACUGGCACAACAAAACGGCGGAACGUGGUCGUCGUCCUGAUUCGCGUCUCCCGGGAAGGACACAAUCCUGUCACACAGCUCCAGCCCCCGCCCAGCUCUGUAAUAUGUGGUUUUGCGUUGCUUCAAUGUAAAGUGUAGGGGUUCUGUGUCCGGUGGCAAGUUUGCAAAUGUAAUUUGUAUCAGAUUUUCCAGCCAGGCAAGUGCGGAAGUGCGUGUAGCAGGCUUUCAUUUGCCGGGUGUGUAUUGGUGUUUGUGGGGUUAAAAUGUGUGUUGUGUCUCACAAUGGCAUGAAGGAAAGGUGCUCAUGCUAAGGUGCUGUGAUUGUGUGUUGUUCACCUCUGUGUAAGUGUAUUUGUGUGCUACCCCCUCCUCAGUGUGCAUGCGUGAAUGUGGAUGAGGGGCAGUAUAAAGGGAAAGGAAGAAGCCGUUGUAGUAGGGAAGAAGUGGAAGCAGUAGUGGUGUGCGCCAGGGGUUGAAGAAAGCCCACCCCGCGCCGCCGCUGCCGCCGCAUUGCACCCGGGGCACUAGCACCACCGGGCAGAGCGGGAAGGAGGGGAGUGUGUAGUGGUGGCGUUACAUGUGGGAAAUGUUAGAUCCCGACCUAGAGUGUGGCAAUGAGUGUGGUGGGCCGGGGCCGCCCCCCGAGUUUCUCGUGCCACCGCCACCCCGGCCCCCGUUUCUGGCGGAGCUGGUCAACUGCAACGAGGAGCAGCUGCUGCUGCAGCAGACGACGGCACCGUUCGGUGGUGGAGCCGGCGGGGCCGCCGGUUCCUUCGCCGAGGUCGACAUGUGCGAGGCGUUUCCGAUCAUCGACGCCAGCUACCACAGUGGUCCAUCAUUCCAAACCUCCGCCAUGAUAGUGCUGUGCUCGGGGCUACUGUUGUUAGUCAUAUUUAUUUCAUCGUUACUAGUGUGGAAACACAAACGAAAAGUUCAAAACUUCCUGCCAUGCAAGACGCCAACCCGCGGACCGCCCCAUCUCGAUGCGACAGGUGUACCGACCGGGCAUUCGGUGACGUACGAAGACCCGGACGUACACUUGGGCCACCAUCCGCUCGUUAUGCGGCACCAUCAUCAUCAUCACCAUCAUCAUAACAUGGAGCUGCACGCGAAGCAGAUCCACUAUCCGAGCGGAUAUCCGAUGCCACGGUCGCCACCAUUGUUCAUCUGCUCGUCGCCCGGCCCCGAUCCGUACCGGUCGCACGACAACGUGUACGAGGAGCUGGAGCAUGGGCCGGGCCGGGACACGGACUCGGAGCCGCCGAUCCAGUCGGACGACGACUUUGCCGAGGACGAGCUCAGCUUGCCGGGCGACCGGUCCUUCCACAAGUCGCCGUCGGACGGUGGCACCACGGUCGCUACCAUCUACCACGACCGGAGCAACGGGGGCGGCAGCAGCAACAGUGCGGUCACGACCGCUUCCGCCUCGACCAUGCCCGUUACGGACGGCGGUGGCGGCGGUGGCGGAUGUUGUGCUGCGGGUGUAGAGGGGAGUGUUGGUGGACCACCAGCACCAGCAACGGCGGCGGGUUCGGGCCCAUCGUCCGCCUACCUGGAGCGGAACCGCACCGAGCGCAACUCGCUCCUGUCGUCCUCGUCCUCGUCCGGGAAUGACAAUACACAUCCGCUGGCACACCACCACCACCACCACCGGGGCGGAACGGCGGCCGUGCCACCGUCUUCGUCCGCCGGCGGCCUCAACGGAGUUGGCAAUAGCAACAACAACAACAAUAAUGGAAGCAGCGGUGGUGGCAACAGCAGCGGCAGCAGCAGCGCGAGCAACAGCAACCGCAACUCCAACUCCAGCACGGAUUGUGGGAACAACAACAACAACAACAAUAACAAUAACAAUAAUAGUAACAUCAGCGGCAGUUCCAGCCUGCCCAACGGAACCGGCGGCACCACGCACUGCAAUGGUGUUGGUGGUGUGUUGGGAUUGUUCCGGUCGCGCAAGCACCACCCGGCGGCGACGCUGGGCAGCUCCGGACGGAGGCAGGCGGCGCCGGCAUUCAACAGCUGCUCGCUGGACGGGGGACCGCUCGGGGAGCCGGUCGUACUGCCGCCAAUGUACGACGAUCGGGGCAUGAUGACGUUACCGCCGCCCGCCUACGCCCAUACGCUCACGACGACGACGACGGGGACCGGGGGUCACCAUCAUCACCAUCCGCUGCACCACCAUCCGCACCACCAUCACCUGAACAGUGUCAAUAACAACUCGCUCGGCAAUCAGCACCAUCAUCGGUCGAACUACUACAGCACGAUCGACGACGAUGGUGGCGGGCCAGCGUCGGAACCGCUCGAUCCGGUCGAGCGGCGGAAUCGCAUCAACGCGCAGCUGUCGGCGUCGGCCGGCGGCGUCUCCACCAUCUUCCGCAAUGGGCACCGGACGCCGGGAACCACUGUAGGCGCACCGAUCGGCGGGUAUGGCAGUGGCCGCUCGCGAACGAAUCCACGCCGGCACGGCCGAAAUGGUAACAGCGGGAGCCAACAGCAGCAACCGCUGGCCGUGAUAUCGGCACCGUCGCAGGACCCGUCGCAGUACAUCUACCACGAGCCCGUCUUCCACGAGGGCCUCAUCUACGAUGGGUGCCUGUCGCACACGUACAGCGAUCGGAGCGGGGGCAGCGGCAGCACCGGCACCGGCAGUACCGGCGGCGGCGUUGCCUACCACCAUCCCUACAUUCUGCCCCAGUUUACCACCUUCCGGAAUGGUGGUGGCGGUGGUGUUGGUGGUGGAAGUGUAGCGGGAGUACCACCUUCAUCGCAUCCGGCCGGUACCAACGGUGGCCAUUCGAUCUACUCGCGCGAUUCCAGCUUCGGGUCGGACUCGGGCUACAGUCAGCACACGCAAACGUCCAACCGGAGUGUGGCCGGCUGGAGCCAUCGGCGGCCGGCUGGCGGACAGUCGGGGACCGGCACCGUCGCCAACCCGAAGGUAGCGGCGACAGCAACCGAGCAGCAGCAGCAGCAGCAGCCACCGCAAUCAACGAUGGUGGUCGAUUCUUGAGAGAAAGCUACCGUACUACCCGGACGACCGUUCAUAUCCAGUAUUGUAUACGGCAAGAUACUGCUCUGAGGUGUGCGGACAAGUCAAACUUGGCUAAAACACGGCGGGGAGCGCCUGUACACAUGCACACACAAAUAGAAACAGAGGCAGAGGCGUUGCUUCUGAGUGUCUGAGUAGAACCGAUGGAGGGGGUGGUCGAAGCGGAUGUGUUGCUAGAGCAGUAGUAGACAGAAGAAGGCAAGAAGAAAAAAACCAAGAAUGUGAUUUUAAUUUUAGUAUCAAUCUCUCUUAAUGCCGCCCUCUUUAUUGGACGGUGUUUUGUAGUGGUAGUAGUAGUGGUAGUAGUAGCAGUAGUAGUUGUAGUCAGGAGAAGAAUUAAUAGCUUGUAAAGAAGGAGAGGUUAGUGAGUGAUAGACGCUUCGUUUGUGUACAGUUUUCAAUGAGCAAACAGGCUCGUUCAGAGAGAGGGUGCAUGAGAAACCCAGGGAAAAGUAGACAACCUGGAAUAGUGGGAGAAGACCUGUUCUCACAUGUCCGGAUGCUGCCCUGUCAAAGUUACUAGAUAUUUGUAAUUUGCAACAAUUGUGUACAGAUACGGGAAGUACUCGUGUGCGUGAGUGUCGUUUGUGUGAGUGAGUGGACUUGUAUGUGUGUGUGUGUGCGAUAGGUACUUAAAAAUGGCAGUCAAAAUGAGAGCUUUUCUUACACAUAAUCGUAUCUUAUAAACAGAAGAAACACACACACACAAAUGUCAUCGCUCGCAUGAGACGCACACACCGCGCACAGAAGUGAACCCCCCUUUUUGUGUCAGAAAGAGAGAGAGAGCACAGUCCACGUAUCCUAACUGAGAGAGAGAGAGAGAGCGAAAAAGCAGGCCGACGGCGAGAAGUUAAAGGCAGCAUUUAGUAGCAGUAGUAGUAGCAGCAGCAGCGAAGUGACUAGGGAAAGGAAGGAGCUUUUGUUUGUGUGGUUGUUGUUGCACAUACACCACGUGUCAUGUACAUAUACGUCUUACUAAACACUCCCUCCUUCCCUCCCUUUUCAGACAAAACCCUCCUAGUCUUAGAAAAGCGGCAGCCGGCGUGGGAAUGUAAAGCAAUUCCCACGUGUAUUGAGAGCAUUUUGUUUCGCGUUUUUAAUGUCUGCUGAUCACAUGGUCAGAUCAGAUCAGAUUGUAAAGCACGGGGGCCGUAGGGCAGAGAAUUAGGCAGAACAUUCGGUGUUCGGUUUCGGUGAGUUUACUCUUGUGGUUGUAAUUUGUACGUAAUUACGCAAAAUGGCGCCCGGGUGCCCAGGGUGGUUGUCCCCUCCUUCCCCCUUCCCCGCGUCCGUUGUUGUUGUUGUGGGCCGAUAGAUCCUUACCGAUCGGAAGCGGGAUCGAUCUGCUGCUCCAUACUGCGUCUGUUUCUUCUUACUUAAGCGUGUAUUUUUUAUGCAAUUUUAGCAUUUUUUUCUAUUAAAAGCAGCUUUUCUUUGCGGGUUGCAUACUUUGAGGCGCUUACACUGUGAUGAUGAUUGUACAUUCGCUUGCAUUUCUGUUUUUUUUUUCGUGCUUUGCGUGUCAGGUGCUCGUGUGCUACACUACAUUUCUGUAGCAUCAUUACGUUGGAUUACGUGGUUGGACUUGGACUUUAUUUUUUGUAUUUGUUUCCAUCUGGUGUUUUGGACUGAUGGAAACCCCAUCGCUUGCGUUUCAUCUAGUGGUUACCCCCCUGUUUUCAAUGCGCAAUUCCAACUUGCAGCCGCUGUGUUGGUUGCGUGACAACGAAGCCAUCCUCCUUGAAUGGAGAUGGUCACAGCGAAAUAAUGAUGCAUUGGGUUGUUGUCAUUUUUUACACGUACACCUCUUUCUAAUUGCUGCCAGCAUGAUGAUGAUGGCGUACUUGAUGACUGGUUUUGUGUUUUAAGCCACGCCUUUUAACCAUUUUCUGGAGAUGCUUGCCUGUAUCCCAACAUUUUCAGUUCAAUGUGUGGAUUUUAAAAUGGAUUUUGUGUGUGUGUGUUUUUUUUUUAACUACACAGCACCUGAAUUUGAGUGGAAAGUAAGAAGAAACGCAGAAAUGGACAACUCUACCCUACAACUGGGACGCGGGAUCGCGGGUAAAUUGUAAAAUGGCGCCGACACAUAAUGAAACUAUGAUAGAAUAAAACCCUGUGUAAAUACUCUUGUACAGUGCGGCUAGAACGUAAUAAUAAAAUAAAAAAUAAAAACAAAAGUCAACAAGAAUACAAGCUAAACACUGAAUGAAUGAAGACAAAAUGCAAACUCCUGCAACCGUUUAUAUGUGUAUGUAUAUAUUUUGUUUAAUUGUUCGCUCUGUUCGUUUGGACCGAUUUGGCAACUCUUUGUUUCUCUUGCGCGUGUUUCCUUUUCAAUCGGUAAUGGAAAUAUUUGUAUUGUUUUCGUUCAAGUUUUUCACUUUUUAUUGUUUUUUCCCUCGUUCGUUUUGUUUAGUUAUGCUUUAUAAUCCUUGCAGAAGAGUUUUUUUUUUCUUUCAAGAACCAGAAACCUCUUAACCGUUUUUUUAAUCAACCAACUCUCUGUACCUGUUCCUAUUCAUCACACACUUCCCUCUACCACUAAGAUGAGCAGGAAGGAAUUAGCGAAAGCAUAGUAAGUGAAAAAAAAAACAUAACAACAAGACUAAAGGAAACGACCUUUCUUUCCUCUCCGACCUUAGCUCUCCCUUCCCCCUGUUCUUCCCUCAGUAGAAAUUACACCGUGUAGUGUUGUCACGAAAUCGUCGUGAUUGAGUGUUUUGCGAAACAGUGAACAAAAAUCACUACGACCUAGCAAGCGAACAGAUGAAGCAAACACAAUAUGGUUAAAUAGAAUGUGUACAUGAAAUUACUGACAGCAAACCACUCACAGCAAGACAACACAGGGAAUACAAAAUAUGUGUGUAGAAGAAGCCAGUGAGCAGAGUGGGUAAAACUGAAACUGGUAAAGUAGUGGAAAUUCAACAACGUUGGUAAAGAACUGUGCAACACACAAGCAAAGAGAAAGAUUACCAUAUCAUUUUAGCAUGUAGCAAAAGGGAAGUUAAACAGGGGAAGGAAGAAAACAAAACACGAGAAAAACGAAGAGUUUCCUGAUUCGAAAGCAAUCCUAAUGCCAAACAAAAAGAGGUAAUAAAGUAACAAAACAACAUAGAGCAAAAGAUAGAAAGAAAGAGAGAGAGAGAGAGAGAGAAAGAGAGAGAGAGAGAGAGAUGCAGGAAUUAUAUCAAAACCAAAUGAACUGAAACAGAGAAAGAGAGAAAAUAAACGUUUGAAAGAUAAGUAAGAAGGAACAGCAGGUCGAUUACGUGUACAUAGUGAGGUGUAAAAGUGAACAAAAAAAACAUAAAGCAAAAGUGAAACAAUCGAACGCUAAUCAUUCGGGGAAGGGCGAUAGUUUUCUUCAAAUAUUGCAAACUCUCUAAAGAAGAGGGACUCGCUAAUCGCAAACAAAAUACCACAACAAAAACCACAACCCACAACUACUACAAGCCAGCCCUAUCAAUCUUUUCGCUCGCGUCCCUCUCUAUCUAUCAUCGAUCUGUUUUUUCCCCCCUGAAAACCAAACAAACUCCUCCCAUUAAAAGAAAAAAAACUAACAAAGACAUCUUACAAUGGAAAAAAGCAUAAAGCGAAAAAGUAAAGUAAAGUAAGUAAAAAAAAAACGGUCGUGAAAAACAAACAAAAACCCUAUCAGUGUAGAAAAAACAGAAACAAACAACAAACGAACAAACGAACAAACUCUAGUGGAAAACAAUUAAUAAAAUUGAUAAAAUGCAAAUGAAAUAACAUAAAACGAA